Molecule: messenger RNA, 2610 nt
Organism: Cladophialophora carrionii CBS 160.54
Lineage: Eukaryota; Fungi; Ascomycota; Eurotiomycetes; Chaetothyriales; Herpotrichiellaceae
Exons: 1
Coding region: 1-2610 (869 amino acids)
Source: RefSeq, a predicted model, not a curated record
AUGAGCAAUAGAACUGGAGGCGAUGGCUUCGCUAUGGUUGCUGCCAGACAUGCUAUGAUCUCCUCCGAGGCUGGUUCUGAAAACUACCGAGCACUGCCAUCCUCUUACCGUCGACGCAUCCGGAAGUCAAGGUCCCUCGCGACGGUACACCAAAGUAGCAACCUUCGUCUGCGAAUCCAACGUUCUGUUCCAUUCCUUCGUCGGCAAAGCACAACCGUAUUCCACAAGAGCUCAAGUUCACCAUGGGAAAGGCACGACGAAGCCGUCCAGCUUGCUCGAGCACAGUACUUUGGCGGGUCCGAUCAUCACGACACACAAGAACUAGAGCUGUAUAGCUUCCACAAGAUCGACAGGAAAGAGCAUCACAAGUUCAGAAAAUCGGUUCGUGGAAGUCUGACUGCAGAUGCCCACCUUCCACCCGCAGUCAAGAGAUCGUCCUCGUUUACUGCGACGAUUCGCAACCGUGUUCGACAGGUUAUUGGAAGGACUUGGAACAGGAAAGACACCCUUCCCCCUCAACAGCUCGAGGCCCAGCGCAACUACUUUUCGGAGCUAGACCGGGAUGUCGGGCCUCCGUGUGGGUUUGAUGCAUACGCAGCCGCUGAAGAUACUCUGCGAAAGACGGAUUUCGACCCUUCUGUCCCCGAACAUGAUGUCCUCGAAGACCUGGACAAGGUUUCCUAUACUCUUGCGUCUGCGACGAGCCAUGAGAGCCUUCACUCCAAUGGAGGAUCCCGGGUGACCAGCUGGACCAACUCCAGCAUGACGGGCUCCAUUGGUUUGCGUUCAGGUCUGAUGGAACGCAAUCGAUUGUCGAUCAUCAAGGAAGACGGUGGACCACACCAGCCUUCGUCAUCUGCAGGGAAACAUAUCGGAGGAGUGGAAAUAUUCCGCGAGCCUCUACAGCCAGUUACAAACGAUGGUGUGAUAGCCUCUGCUGUUAACACUCAACGAGUUUACUCUGCUUUGAUCAAACGAAUCAAUGAAGAAGAAGCAGAAGUUGAAAGGACGCGACUUGCGGUCGAGACUCUCGACCAGGAGCGCGAAGGGGUCAACAGAGGUCUACUUGCGGCAAGACAGACUGUCAGAGCAGUGCAGAGCGAUUCCUCGCUGGCGACUUUAACGGCCGACCAUCAGAGCCGGCGCUUUAGCAGUCGCUCUACCUCGUGGGACCUGGAUUCGACAACCAAUGAUCCUACGACGGAUGCCCGAUGUAAGGAGAACUCUGGCAGGGCACGGGAGCGGCUAGUCGAGCAAGAAUCGCAGUCAAGCUUCUUUCCCUUCUCGAGCGAAAAGAGUCCGGACACCCCAAGUCCUUUCAAGAAGUUCCUGAACGAGAGGCGAAGUCGGGCUCGUAACCGGAGCAGGAGCCGAAGCAGCGGUCGCGACCAUGCAGCAGAUGCGGACGGCGCAAGCGUCAUCAUCACUCGACAUUCUAGCAAUCCUGUGAUGAAUCGACCUCGGUUUGCUUUGAGCAGCGCCAGCAUUUACUCGCGAACUACGAAUGGUGGAUCGAACGACCAGUACCGCCUUCCAGUCGACAGUUCAGAGGAGCUGCUUGCCCCAGCGCACACAGGAUCUGAAUCAAUGGGGAUGGCGUCGAUCUUGCCAGUCAAACAUGCUUCUUGUGAUCGAAGUCAAUGGAAUCCAUGGUCAGACCCAGUCGAUGUGCGACUCUCUGCGCCCGAACACAACCCACACACCCGGGAAAGAGCUCAGAUUAGGUCCGAAGAGGACUCGGCCAGCAGAGAUGAAAUGCUCUCCGGGAACAAUACCGGUGGAACUCCUCGCGCUGAUCUGAACGCCUUCCCUGGAACGGAGACGCCGAAAGUGCGCAUUGACACUGCUCCGAGUCAGGCUCACGAUCAGCUACGCAACAAGUUGAGUGCCGAUGCGCUAAGCAACAUUUCCAACAAGGCCGAUGAUGGGAGUAAGGACAGUAGGAGUCUGCGGAAGCUAAGCCCAGGAAACCUGGCAAAGAUGUUCAAGGAUAGAAAACCGCAGAAGCCUCUCAGACCUCAAAGCUCGGGCAAAGAAAACAGUCCGGCGGCUCGAGAGGGCUCGCCGCCAAUUAGCACGCCAGGGCGACUCCAUCUUCAAUUCCGAAACGGUCCCUCCACGGGUCGGUUACGCCAGAAGGCUGGCGAAACGGCGUUCUAUACUCGAAACGGUGUCUACUCGACGCCUCAAGGCUCCGUCUCGAGCACACCCAGCCGAUCACACGAGAGUCCGAGUGAGAAUGCCAAACACCAUCUGGUGGCCCGACUCUCUCGGCCGUUCAAUAUGGAUGUGCCUCCACACAAUCGCCCCUUCGAUAGCAUGUACCUCGGGAAACGGACGUUUGGCCAUCCUGACACGUUCGGGGACAACCGAUUGAGCGUCGCGCCCAGAAUCUCUGAAGAUGUGACUGAGCCGAACAAGGAACUUGCGCCAGACGAAACGGACGCAAUGCCAUCCAGAUCCUACUCUGCCGGGAGAAGUGCGGCAAAAAUGUUCGGCCUCCUUGGCAGUAAGAGGAUGGUGAGCAACUUUCUCAAGAGUCGACGAGGGGAUAGGAGCACGAGUGCAGGCGAACAAAAUGUGGCAAACGGAAGCCCAGCGUUCAUCUAG